AUGUCUUAAUAACCUUUAAUUGAAAUUCCAACGCUGACUUAAAAUGAAAACAACUAAUAAUAAGCGCAGAAAAAUAAACCAAGCAAACUUUCAAAAUAAUAGAGCUUAGAUCAUUUAUCUGUUCAUAGUUUUAAAAGUGGAUUAACAUAUAUAAGAGAUUCUUGGAAGAGUGGAAUGGCUUAAGCAAUAUUAAAUAUGCCAUUUCAUUUAACCAUAGGAAGUAGUUCAGGUUGUAAUGCUUCUGUUGGCAUUACUACGGCAUUCAUAGCUGCCUUCACAAAUGGGUUUUUUAGUGGAAGUACAUAAUUAAGAUUUACUAGGUAAUCAUUCUAUCUAUAUGCCAUCUUGGGUAGUAAUUGGAUUAAACUAUUAAUUAGUUAAGACUUAUGGUGUCGAAGUUAUGCCUUGGAUCACAAUAAUAGUAGGAAUCUAAAUUUAUAUAGCAGGACUAUUAAAGUGGCAUCACUUAUCAGAUUUUAUUCCAGUUUAUGUUAUUGAAGGAUUCUUGCUGGGUAUUGCAAGCCUUUUUUUUUUUUCUUAUAGUGAUUACAUGUUUGGAUUAACUGAUAAUCAUUCAAAUAGGGGAGUUGAACUUUAUUCGUCUUACUAUGACAUGUUUAAGUCUUUUAUAGAGAGAGGAGAUAUACAUUAUUUGAUUGGAGCAUGGUGUGUUUUCCUCUUUUUGUAGAUGGGUAGGAUAUUCUUUAGAUAAUUUCCAUGGAUAUUCAUAACAACUUUGACUGGAUUAACCUUGGGAAUAGUCUAUCCAACUGAAAAAUGUUUGAGAUCAGCAUAUGGAGAAGUCACAAUCUAUUUUGAUUUUAUCGAAUAUGAUGGCCCUAAAUUUCAUCCAGAUUUUUAAGUGGUUAGUCAUCUUAUAACUGAAGCUAUUCCAAUUACACUUUUUAUUUUGAUUUAAAAUCAAUUCUGUGCAAGGGCAGGCUAAUCUUUAAGUGGAGUUAAAUGUGAUUACGAUCAGGAAAUCUAAUGCGUUUCAACGGCAAAUAUUUUAAGUGGUAUUUUUGGUGGAUUACCUUGUUGUGCAUCUUCAAGAAUGUACAUUCUGGAUAUCAAAUUACGUAAAACAAAUCAAUGGUCAUCCAUUCUUAACGCUUUUUCAAUACUUUUCUUCUAUGGAGUGUUUAGUAAAGUUUUCAUGGAUAUACCUUUCUAUAUUAUAAGCGGUUAAUUGUUGUACAUGAUCAUCAAUAUACCACCAUGGCAUUAUUAUGUUAACUUAUAUAGAACCUAGAGAAAAUUAAUCUUAUUCUAUAUUUUUUGUAUCGCUUGGUUAUGCGUUAAUUAUGGAGCUAUUUAAAGCACUCUAAUUGGAAGCAUGCAUGCUCUAAUCAUAUUUGCUCAAAAAAUGAGUUUACCUUCUGCAGAAGUAAUGACCAAUCAAAAGGAUGGAGUUUAUUAAAUAAAUUUAAGGGAUACGAAUCUUCACGAAUUUGAAGAGGAGUGCAAUGAUAUACCUCCAAAUAUAGAAGGAACCUAUACCGUUUAUAGAUUUAAUGGAGCCUUGAAUUACAUCAACAUUAAAGGACAUAUUGAUUAAAUCAAAGAAUUGGCAAAGACAGACAUUUUCAUUCUUAGUUUUAGAUAUGUUUGUGUAAUCGAUUUUUAAGCAGUUGAUAGCUUGGCCAUUAUUAUAGAUAAUAUGAGAAGUAUAAUAUUUAUUAAGGAUAGAAAAUAGCACUUAAGUUUUUGUGACUGGAUUGCAUCCCGGAAUGUUAGAAUAAUUGAGUGAGAAUAGUAUAUUUAAAGAGUAUUUUAUUAACGAAAACCACAUGUUCCAUCAAAUAGAUAAACUACCUCAUUAGUGA
Molecule: messenger RNA, 1826 nt
Organism: Paramecium octaurelia
Lineage: Eukaryota; Ciliophora; Oligohymenophorea; Peniculida; Parameciidae
Source: the annotation of a GenBank genome assembly